This is a messenger RNA of Leptinotarsa decemlineata (Colorado potato beetle), 2296 nucleotides long. RefSeq names its product Ras association family member (gene Rassf). The record is from RefSeq and is a predicted model, not a curated record. NCBI's taxonomy places the organism in Eukaryota, Metazoa, Arthropoda, Insecta, Coleoptera, Chrysomelidae. Gene Ontology annotation, biological process: signal transduction.
GACAUCCUAUGACAACAAUGAUAUUAUCUGACGUGCACGUAUAAUUAGGAAAUAAGUGUUUAAUUUAUGAUAAUUAUGGUUUAUUUUCAUGUUUGUUGUUAGUAAAUAAUUCUUAUUCCACGUUUUAUCAUGUGGAAAUGUCACAAGUGUCACAAACCGGUGUAUUUCGCUGAAAGAAAACAAUCCUUGGGUUACAACUGGCACCCCGAAUGCCUGAGGUGCGAGGAGUGCGGAAAGAGAUUGAACCCCGGACAGCAUGCCGAACAUAAAGGUGUCCCGUACUGUCAUGUGCCUUGCUACGGGGCCUUAUUUGGCCCCCAACUAUUCGGACAUGGGACACGCGUUGAAUCUCACAAGAGCUUUGGGGCACAGAAAGAGUUCCCGAAGUUGAAUAAUGGUGCCGUUUUGCCUAGGUCUCACUUGGAAUCGAAAAUAAAGGUAUAUAAUCAGUUUUACGAAGGCAAAAGCGGAGAGAUCCGUUGCAGAGAAGUUAACGGAAGAUUUAUACUUGAAGGCUCUCUACGAAUCCACUGGGGUGUACACGGAGUGAUCCAUUUGAAAGAGAACGACGAUCAGAGAACCGUCGUAACCGUAAGAAAGAGAAACUCUUAUCGUUCAUCCAGUCCGGAGUAUGACACGGACGAAGACGUACAGAACAUAUCUCGCGAUACAAGUUGCAACGACAUAUCCUCGUAUUCGGACGACAUCACUACGGAAACGAAGUCCGACACCGGCAUCGAAAGCGGGACAGAAUCUGUCGAGUCCAGCAUAACGGAGAGCUCCUCUCUAUCUCCGCAGAAUAUCGUUCCGAAAAGCGUCACUUUACCGUCCAAAUUGGAUAUCAAAAACAUGGAGUGGGACGAACUGGACGAGUUGUUGCAGGUAGAGAGAAAAAUCGAUGUGUCUGAGAGUAUAUAUCAGACUAUGCCGGUUACGUUGCCUUCGCAGGUUAGUGUCGAAAGCGCCAGCGGAUCCAGCCAGAGCAAUAGUAGCAGUACCAAGACUGAAAGCAUAUCCGAGCCGACAAAAAACAUCACAACGACUGACGACUCUAGUCAAACCUUAAGGGCUUCCAUCGCUAAUGGCAUCAGCGAAGACAAGCUUCCGUUACUGUCUUCCUCAACGAGCAAAGACGACGACUGGACGUUGCAGAGCAAUCACCUGAACAGGUCGAUGUCUGGCCCUGAUUGCUUGGGCCGUCUGAGAGAUCCUCAUUCUCCCGAGUUUGAUAGGAUAAGCGUGACAAGUAACGACGUGUCCUCUAUAUCGGAGCAGCCUGAGGACGAAGUUGUGUUGCGGAGGCCUAACAAAGGUUCCACUGCAAUUAAGAGGAGGUCCGGCAAGAGGUUGUCGCGCAGCAAAGUCAAAAGGAGGUGCUCCAUCAACGGUCAUUUCUACGACAGAGAGACUAGUUUUUUCACACCGCCGCACGGCAGUCAGAUGAGCGUUUGGGUGAGCUCCCUAGUCAGCACGAACGAAGUUAUCAACCUGAUGCUGGAGAAAUACAAAGUCGAGAGCGAACCGCACAAUUUCGCAUUGUUUUUCGUUAGGGAUAAUGGAGAGCAACGGAGGUUGAAAGAGGAUGAGUACCCUCUGCUGACUCGCGUCUUAUUGGGGCCACACGAGGAUGUCGUGAAGUUAUACAUAAUGGAUGGCCACAACACUCCCGAAGUCAGUAGCGAGGUGGCGCAAUUUUUGAAUCUAUCUCUGGCCGAAUGUCGGGCUAUUCUAGGACAAUAUUAUUCGCAGGAGGAGAGGGAAGUAGCUAGGAUUAAAGAAAAAUAUGAGGAGAUGAGGAGAAGAAUAUCAUACAUGUUGAAGCGUGUCGAAGCUGCAUCAUGAUAAUCUGCAAUAAUUUUUUUAAUUUGUUGAGUAGUUUUUAUUUCUAUUUAACAUCACCAGAAUCUGUUUAAGAAAGUUCAUUUACUUACUCAACUUUUAAUUGAUUUUAAUUGAAACGUACUUUUUGUCUUUUUAUACUCUGUUAUUUUUUAUAAAAUUUUUUAACGUUUGUGCUAUACGUUGUUUUCAAUCUCGUAUGAGAUACGAGGCAGUUCAAUUUUACCGCGUUCAUUCCUCAGAUUUCAAACAGUAUAAUGAUUUUUGAAAGUAAUUAACAUUGGCAAUUGAAUUGAAUUGCUCUGGGAAGUGGACGUGGUCAAUUUUAUUGUACUAAUGGAAUUUUAGUACACUGAAUUAUGUCUGUUCUAGUUGUUUUAGAAUUUGAUUAUUAAAGACUGUAAUUUUUACUGAUUGUGAGGGAACCUAAAAAACACAAUAAAAUACUAGAAGGCAA